Messenger RNA from Aspergillus pseudotamarii, 2195 nucleotides. RefSeq names its product putative UDP-galactose transporter. Gene Ontology annotation, cellular component: Golgi membrane. The transcript has 4 exons. The record is from RefSeq and is a predicted model, not a curated record. The coding region runs from base 562 to 1956 and encodes 464 amino acids. Gene Ontology annotation, molecular function: UDP-galactose transmembrane transporter activity. Gene Ontology annotation, biological process: pyrimidine nucleotide-sugar transmembrane transport. Lineage: Eukaryota; Fungi; Ascomycota; Eurotiomycetes; Eurotiales; Aspergillaceae.
AAUCAAAUGGCUGAAAAGAAGGAAAACUAAACCAACCACUAGAGUUGAAGACUCCACACCGCUAAAACUAGUUAAGCGCCGCAUCACGUUCAACAUGAAGGAAUACGAAUGCCAUAACCCGACCCCAGAUCUUCUCUUUUAUUAGUAACGGCUCGUACGCCUCUCAGCUCAGAUCCCCUUUCAUUCUAAGUCUACGCUUUGUUUUCUCUCCUCUUUGUCUCCCGCCAACCACCCCCUUAUCUCACUGUGAGUUAUUGUUUUCCGAGCCAUCUUCACGCCGGAGUCGAGCUCCACCUGGGUCCCAUUUGUGCGAACGCGCAAAGGACCUUCUCUAACUCGGUCGUGCGACAAUCCCCCUCUUAGCGACUUAACGACCCAACGCGCACGAGUCGCAUGUAACACCCUCGGCAAACAUCAGACGGCCAGCCCCUAUCGACUUGCGGAUAGAAUUCUUGAGAAAAGGGGUCUAUAUUAAUUGAUUGCCUGUCCCGUUCUUUCAUUGACACGAAGGAACCGACCGCAGGCCGCCUGAGGAAAUACCGACCUUGCCAAAUUAUCAACAUGGGAGAAAGCGCACAACGCCCGUCGUCAGGGCCAGGGCCAGUUGGGAAGAACUUUUCAUGGAUUCUGUUAACGGCACAGUACACUACAUUUGUGCUGUUAUUACACUAUUCACGGGUGAUGCCGCCAACUGAUGGCAAGCGAUAUCUCACGUCUACUGCGGUUUUUUUUAACGAGGUUGUGAAACUUGCCAUCUCCCUUACCAUAGCAUUAUACGAAGUUUCCAAAACGGCGCCCCCAUCAGUUCCUGCGACAUCCCUUUUCUUCUCCCUCACGGCUGCUGUUUUCUCUGGUGACAGUUGGAAACUCGUAAUCCCCGCAAGCCUCUAUACACUUGCAAAUUCGUUACAAUACGUCGCUCUUUCGAAUUUGCAGGCGGCACCCUUCCAAGUAACAUACCAGCUGAAACUCAUUGCAACCGCCAUUUUUAGCGUGAUUUUACUGAACAGGAACAUCUCACUGCGCAGGUGGGGGUUGCUGUUGCUCCUCCUGGUGGGCGUUGGGCUUGUGCAGAUACCCAUUAGCAGUUCCGGGGAUGUUUCUCUCCAAGAUGAGGCAGCCGCCCAUCAUGCCUUUCCGCGGUCGCUGGAAGAAUGGAAGGCCUCCAAGCUGGAUCGGCCAAAUCUCCAUAAACGUUCGGCAACGUAUGAGGGCAUUGAGGAGGACAUGAUGACCGCCUUUCCGCGAAUGAAUGCAGUUGUUGGUCUCUUAGCGACUCUUGGCGCGUGCGUCGCAUCCAGCCUUGCCGGUGUAUAUUUCGAAAAGGUACUGAAGGAUAGUGCAAAGUCGACCUCGCUUUGGGUACGUAACGUCCAACUGGCCGUUUACUCUGUAUUCCCCGCACUUUUCAUUGGUGUUGUCUUCUUGGACGGCGAAAAGAUUGCCGCCAACGGCUUCUUCGGGGGGUAUAAUUGGGCCGCCUGGUCUACCGUGGUUGCUCAGGCAAUCGGAGGGAUUGCAACAUCCUUCUGUAUUGGCCAUGCAUACCGAGAUGCGAAGAAUGUUGCUACUGCUACCAGCAUCUUUCUCACUACGUUAGGAAGUACCUGGCUAUUUGAGUUUGAGCUCACUGGUAAUUUUAUCCUCGGAACGUUUGCAGUGCUUGUGGCUACCUAUCUUUGCGAAGACCCGAGUUCGACUUCCAGUACCGGCAAGCGCCAGGGGCCUCGCCCGCCUCCGAUUCGCAUCGACCAGUAUGAGAAAGAAUCCAAAAGCGAUGAAGUUUCACCCGCGUCCCCUCCACGGAACGAAUUUUCGAUCAAACUCCCCGGAACGCCGUUCCUGUCUGAUGCCGGCCUGUCGACCUCUAGGCCUACAUCACCAGGCCAUGUUAGGGUUAAUGCAGCUCGGACCGCCAGCGGUGGCUAUUUCGAUAAGCAGCUACGAGACCAGUGAUUUGACGAUACGGAUACGAACUCAGAUUUGCAUGCAGUGUGUAUACUACGCUUUGCGUUUUGACCAAGUCCUAUGGGAAGUAAAUAAGCAUGGAUAGAAGCGAAGCGUUUUUUGUUUCAUCUUUAACGUCGACAUAUUUCUCGUGUAUGUGGCUUUUGUUUCUGUCCUGUUUUCUACCAUCUUCGUCUCUCAUCUUCUCUCCUCCCCACCCCUUUCUUUUUUUUUUUUUUUUUCUAAAA